CAGAAUGACUUAUGAUUUGGCAGGCGUUAGGUUAUGUGCAUGGUGCUCAAGUUGUCCAUGCAUCUGAACCAGUCCAUGGACGUCUAAGUGAAAUUCAGCAUAAUGGCUGCAAACUGUUUCAUGACAUUCCUUCUGGCAGAAAUUCAGGAUUCAAGGUGGUUCGAUAUCAUUCACUUGUAAUUGAUGCUGAAUCUCUCCCAAAGGAACUCAUUCCUAUAGCUUGGACCUCUUCCAGUGAUGCACUUUCUUUUCUUGAGACCCAGCAGUCUAACAUUACCUCAGAUGCUUAUGAAAGAUCCACUGAAUCUUUUUCUGAAGUUAAAAAUGGAAGUUGUUGGCCUUCUGUCCAGUCUGAUAAAAGCAGAAGAGUUCUCAUGGGCGUCAUGCAUUCUUGCUGGCCGCAUUAUGGUUUGCAGUUUCAUCCAGAAAGUGUUGCUACAUAUCAUGGGAGGCAAAUAUUCAAGAACUUUAGGAAGAUUACAGAGGAUUAUUGGUUGAGAUCGAGGCCAUACACUGCACGCAUGCAGGUGCCUGGUGCUAGUCGACUGUUGAAAGAAGUUUCUAGAAAUAGGCAUUUAGGGAGUAAUGCAGAUGAGCAAUUAUAUAGAGAAACUUCUAAAAGUAGCCAAUUAGUGCACAAUGCAGAGAAGAGGAGUCAUUUUGGCAUGUCCAGUAUGGUAAAUCUUUCGCAUCCAAGCACAGGUGUUAAGUUUCUAAAAUUGAAAUGGAGGAAAUUUGAUCAUUUGGCCAAUCAUGUUGGUGGGGCAAGAAAUAUAUUUUGUGAAUUGUUUGGACACAAUAAAGCUGAGAACACCUUUUGGUUGGACAGUUCUUCAAGGGAAAAGAAAAGAGCUCGCUUUUCAUUCAUGGGGGGAAAAGGUGGAUCUCUUUGGAAGCAGUUGACAUACAGAUUGUCUGAUCAAAGUGAUAUGACUUUUAAAGGUGGAGGUUAUUUAUUGAUUGAAGAUGCUCAUGGCUGUACCAGAAACACAUUCUUGGAAGAAGGUUUUCUUGAUUUUUUGAAUCAGGAGCUUCUGUCAUUCAAGUACAAGGAGGAAGACUAUGAAGGGCUGCCUUUUGACUUUCAUUGCGGAUAUAUUGGUUAUAUAGGGUAUAACCUUAAAGUUGAAUGUGGUGCGGUAUCUAACUGCCACAAAUCCAGGACUCCAGAUGCUUGCUUUUUCUUUGCUGAUAAUAUUGUUGUCAUUGAUCAUCAUAACGAUGAUGUGUACAUAAUGUCUCUACAAGAAGAACGAGUUACUUCUACUUCGUGGUUGGAUGAUACAGAAGAGAAGCUUUUAAGCUUAAAAGCUUCUGCUGCAAGGUUAGAUGAGCAGACUUUCGAGGCCGCAACUUUUUCCCCAUUUAAGGCAGGCUUUCAGGCUGAGAAAUCCAGAGAGCAAUAUAUGGAGAAUGUUGAAAAGUGUCUUAACUACAUCAAAGAUGGAGAAAGCUACGAGUUAUGUCUCACAUCUCAGAUUAAAAAAAGUAUUGGGGAAAUAGAUUCUCUGGGACUUUACCUUCACCUUAGACAAAAAAACCCGGCUCCAUAUGCUGCGUGGCUUAAUUUUUCAAAGGAAAAUCUAUGCAUCUGCUGUUCUUCCCCUGAGAGGUUCCUGCAACUGGACAGAAAUGGUGCAUUGGAAGCCAAGCCUAUUAAGGGUACUGUAGCUCGUGGAGCAACAGUGGAGGAAGAUGAACAACGCAAGCGGCAACUGCAGUAUAGUGAAAAGGAUCAGGCAGAGAAUUUAAUGAUUGUUGACCUUCUAAGGAAUGACCUCGGUCGUGUCUGCGAGCCAGGCUCUGUUCAUGUGCCCCAUCUUAUGGAUGUGGAAUCAUACGCAACUGUUCAUACCAUGGUGAGUACAAUUCGAGGGAAAAAGAGGUCAGAUGUAAGUGCAGUUGAUUGUGUCAGAGCUGCAUUUCCGGGUGGUUCAAUGACAGGUGCACCAAAGUUAAGAUCAAUGGAACUACUCGACUCUCUUGAAACUUGUUCGCGAGGCAUCUACUCGGGCUCCAUUGGAUUUUUCUCAUAUAACAAGACUUUUGAUCUGAAUAUCGUUAUAAGAACAGUAGUUGUCCAUGAAGGUGAAGCUUCAAUAGGGGCUGGAGGGGCCAUUGUUGCUCUAUCGAACCCGGAAGAUGAGUACGAAGAAAUGAUUUUGAAAACACGUGCCCCAGCUAAGGCUGUCAUGGAAUUUCUUUAGGGGUAUGCAUUGUACCUUAUCCACUUGCAAAUUUGAUAGUCUUAUAGAACUAAAGAAAAGUUUUACAUCCCUGCAAAACUGCAGCAAUAUGUAGUGUAGCUUUGAUUUAUUAAUGGAGGAUACAUGAUUUGUUUUGUCAAAACAAUAAAAGAAAUUGUUUUUGGAUGA
This is a messenger RNA of Corylus avellana, 2375 nucleotides long. The record is from RefSeq and is a predicted model, not a curated record. NCBI's taxonomy places the organism in Eukaryota, Viridiplantae, Streptophyta, Magnoliopsida, Fagales, Betulaceae.